Molecule: messenger RNA, 1434 nt
Organism: Schizosaccharomyces osmophilus
Lineage: Eukaryota; Fungi; Ascomycota; Schizosaccharomycetes; Schizosaccharomycetales; Schizosaccharomycetaceae
Product: TPR domain protein, DNAJC7 family
Exons: 1
Coding region: 1-1434 (477 amino acids)
Molecular function (GO): protein binding
Source: RefSeq, a predicted model, not a curated record
AUGACAGAAGUGGAAAGCAAGCAUGUUGAAACAUCAAUGAGUGAUAAAGCAACUGCGGAGCAAAUCGCAGAAGAGCAAAAGGCAUUGGGAAAUGAUUUUUAUCGAAAGAAGAAUUUUAGUGAAGCAAUUAAGGCUUACACCUCUGCUAUCGAGCUUGGAACGGGUACCGCCAAAGGUGUCUACUAUUCGAAUAGAGCAGCAGCUUACAUGCUCAUGGGAGAGUUUGAAUUGGCAUUAAGUGAUGCCAAGCAAUCUGACCGUUAUAAUGGUAAUGUCCCCAAAACGCAGGCUCGUAUUCGCCAAGCUUUGGAAGGAUUAUCCGUACUUAAUGAAGCUGAGGUUUACUUGAAAAACAAGCAAGGUGGUUUAGCACUUAAUGCUUUGGACCGCUUACAUCGCCGUCUCGAUAGUGCCGCCAAGCCCCCAGCAUUAUGGUCGUACUUGGAAGCCCGUGUGUAUAUUUGUCAAAAUGAUUUGAGUCAAGCGCAGAAGAUUGCCCUAGGAUUCCUUCGCGAGAACCCUAGAAAUGUAGAGGCUCUAGUUUUGCGUGGUCAGGUUCUUUACUACUCAGGAGAAAAUGCCAAGGCAGUUACUCAUUUUCAAGAAGCGCUGAAGUUAGAUCCUGAUUGUGCUUCGGCUAAGACAUUUUUCAAACGCGUUCGUUCACUUGAAAACACCAAAUCCCAAGGUAAUGAUGCGUUUAAGCAAGGUAAACUUGAUGAAGCUUACGAGCUGUAUUCUAAAGCCCUUGGCAUUGACGGGGAAAAUAAAUUUACAAACGCCAAACUGUACAUGAACCGUGCCACUGUGCUUUUGAAGUUGAAAAAGCCAGAGGAGGCUCUUAAGGACAGUGAUAAUGCUUUAGAGAUUGAUUCUGGUUACGUUAAGGGUCUCAAGACUCGUGCCAAAGCUCACGAGGCUUUAGAGCAAUGGGAGGAUGCUGUACAGGACAUCCAAAGUGCGAUUAAUUUGGAUGCAGGCGACUCUUCUUUGCGUCAAGAGCUCCAUCGUCUGCAACUAGAAUUUAAAAAGUCACAACGUAAAGAUCACUAUAAGAUUCUAGGUGUGUCUAAGGAGGCUUCGGAUACUGAAAUUAAGAAGGCUUAUCGGAAAAUGGCACUUGUUUAUCACCCCGAUAAGAAUGCUGGUGAUGAGAAGGCUGAAGCUAAAUUCAAAGAAGUUGGUGAAGCUUAUGGCAUUUUAUCUGAUCCCGAAAGCAGACGCCGCUAUGACUCUGGUGCUGACCUAGAAGGUGGUAUGGGUGCAGAAAGCGCUGGUAUGGACCCCUUUGACAUCCUUCGUGCAUACCAAGGUGGAGGUGGUUUCCCUGGCGGUGGCUUCCACAGUGGUGGAGGCUUCCCUGGCGGCGGCGGCUUCUAUUCUCAAGGAUUUAGCUCUGGAGGCUACCCGGGCUUUAGCAAUUUCCAAUUCUAA